GCGGCGAUGCGCACGGCCGGAGAGACGCGGAGGAGGAGACAUGAGCCGGCGGGCGCCCAGACGGUGCGGCCGUGACGCGUUCCUGCGGCAGCCUCGCGCCCCGGCCCUGGAGCGCUGACCUCUGGCCCCGCACAGCCCCGCGCCCCGGCCGGAGAUCGCGCCCCAGCUCGCAGCCCCGCCGCGCAUGCUGCCCCCGGAGUGACCCGAGCAGCCGCCCUCCCGCGGACGCCCGGACGGACGGCCGGCCGGUCAGCAGUGAGCGAGCUUCCUCGCACCAGCCGGGCGCCUCCUGCACCGCGGCGGCCGCCCCGUAGCCCCCGCGCCAGCCCGGAGGGCGCAGCGCUCGGGAGGAGCCGCGCGGGGCGCUGAUGCCGCAGGGCGCGCCGCGGAGCGCCCCGGAGCAGCAGAGUCUGCAGCAGCAGCAGCCGGCGAGGAGGGAGCAGCAGCAGCGGCGGCGGCGGCGGCGGCGGCGGCGGAGGCGCCCGGUCCCGGCCGCGCGGAGCGGACAUGUGCAGGCUGGGCUAGGAGCCGCCGCCUCCCCCCCGCCCAGCGAUGUAUUCAGCGCCCUCCGCCUGCACUUGCCUGUGUUUACACUUCCUGCUGCUGUGCUUCCAGGUACAGGUGCUGGCGGCCGAAGAGAACGUGGACUUCCGCAUCCACGUGGAGAACCAGACACGGGCUCGGGACGAUGUGAGCCGUAAGCAGCUGCGGCUGUACCAGCUCUACAGCCGGACCAGUGGGAAGCACAUCCAGGUCCUGGGCCGCAGGAUCAGUGCCCGCGGCGAGGACGGGGACAAGUAUGCCCAGCUCCUAGUGGAAACAGACACCUUCGGUAGUCAAGUCCGGAUCAAGGGCAAGGAGACGGAAUUCUACCUAUGUAUGAACCGGAAAGGGAAGCUCGUGGGGAAGCCUGAUGGCACCAGCAAGGAGUGUGUAUUCAUUGAGAAAGUCCUGGAGAACAACUAUACAGCCCUGAUGUCCGCCAAGUACUCUGGCUGGUACGUGGGCUUCACCAAGAAGGGGCGGCCCCGGAAGGGUCCCAAGACCCGGGAGAACCAGCAGGACGUGCACUUCAUGAAGCGCUACCCCAAGGGACAGGCAGAGCUGCAGAAGCCCUUCAAGUACACCACGGUGACCAAGAGGUCCCGGCGGAUCCGCCCCACGCACCCCGGCUAGGCUGGCCUCACCGCAGCUCCCCAAGGCUGCCCCCAGGCCCACACUCACACUCACAGAGAACUGCAUCAGAGGAAUAUUUUUACAUGAAAAAAUUAGGAAGAAGCUCUAUUUUUGUACAUUGUGUUUAAAAGAAGACAAAAACUGAACCAAAACUCUUGGGGGGAGGGGGGGUGAUAAGGAUUUUAUUGUUGACUUGAAACCCCCUGUCUAUGACAAAAGACUCACGAAAAGGGACUAUUGUCAACGUACAGGUGCUUGUCUCUCUCUAGGAACAGACAACUUUAAACUUGUGCCCAGAGGAGAUUUUGAAUGAGGAAUACAACACUUUAAGAAACCAAAGUCCUUUUUCCCAAAGGUUCUGAAAGCAAAAAAAGAAAAAAGAAAAAAAAAAAGAAAAAAAAAAGAAAGCAAAAAAAAGAAAAAAAGGGAAAAAAGAAAAAAGAGAAAGUAGUACCCACCCCCAGACUCUCCCCUCUUUCCCAAUCCCCUGUCCCUGCCCCAAACUCCAACAAAAAUCGCUCUCUGGUUUGCAGUCAUUUAUUUAUUGUCCGCUGCAAGCUGUCCCGAGACACCGCGCAGGGAAGGUGUGCCCCUCGGAAUUCUCUGGCGCCUCGACUUCCGACGACAGACGGCCUCGUCCAAUCAAGUGACCCUGCAUUGCUCGCAGUUCUGGAGGAUGCUGCUAUCGACCUUCCGUGACUCACGUGACCUAGUACACCAAUGAUAAGGGAAUAUUUUAAAACCAGCUAUAUUAUAUAUAUUAUAUAUAUAUAAGCUAUUUAUUUCACCUCUCUGUAUAUUGCAGUUUCAUGAACCAAGUAUUACUGCCUCAACAAUUAAAAACAAUCGACAAAUUAUUUAAAAAAAACAUGAGGUGAGUGGUGGCGGGGGGUAGGGCUCAGGUAGGGCAGGGGGGCCCCUUUGUGUUUCCUUCUUCUGGGCCUGCGUGCUUGGUGUGCUGAGAACUGGGGCCUCGCUCAUUAGUUUGCUCCUUCAUUCAUUCGUUCACUGAUUGACUCACUGUACCGCACUGUGCCCCACCCACUGCUCUAGGCCGUGGGAAUGCAGCCUGAGACCUCUGCUUCUGGAAAUCCUUGCCCUCACAGAGAUUACGUUCUCACGAGUCGUUGAUUGGAUGACUGAUUCAGGCAUACGUUCGCGUACAUUUGCUCCGCAUCCAUGUUCUACCGUGCACUGGGCAUUUAUCCAAAAACAUACCAAAAGCGUGCCGGCCUCCAGGGAACUUCACUGAUUCACUGAUUCAUUGCUUCAUUCAUUAACUUAUUGAUGGAACCACUCAUUCAACAGAUAUUUAGUAAGCACUUACUAAGUGCCAGGCACUGUUAUAGGUCCUGGGGAUUCAUCAAAGAUCAAAACAGCCCAAGAAGCAUGUGCCUCCUGGAGCUUACAGUCUAGGGAUUGUUGCUUGAGUCAUUUAUGGAGACUGCAUCCAGAUUUCUGCCAAGCACAGGCUGAGCAAGGAGCAGUGGUCCUCCUCCUGUGUCUGGUGGUGGAGGGGUCAGAGGGCCCUGGGUAGGGUGGAGACCUGGUGUUUCUCUCCUUAGAUUCCCAUGGGCAGGGUGCAAGGAGUCUGUCUGUCUCUUUAAUUUCCAGGGGCCCUUUCUUCUAGGUCUUCCCAGGGCCUGGUUGGGAUGUAGGGAAGAGGCUGGCUUGUCUUGGGGUGGGAAGCAGAUUGGGCAGGAGGCUGACUGAGGAGGAAGAUGCCUCCUGUGGGGUCCUGCUGCUGUCACCUGCCUCCCUUGAAACACCUCCUGCCACGACAGGCCAGGAGAAGUCCCCAGUGAGGCCCUACAGAGAGGAAGGAGAGAGGAGGGUGUGGAAUACCUUCUCUGCACAGGGCUUGGGGCUGGAUCGGGUCUUGGCUUCUGACCUGUGUGUUCCCUCUGCAACCCACCUCAGAGCUCAGGCCAUGCACAACUCUUGGUUCUGUCCUUUCUCCCAGCAUUAUGUGGAUCUCUCUCCAUCACUGAAGCCUGUCCCGUGUCACAGUGUGUUUGCUUGGGUCUUUGUGAAGCCCUUUCAGAUGCAUGAUCUCACUGUGAUCUCAGAACAACCUGUGAGGAAAAUAUUAUCAUUAUCCCCAUUUUAUCGAUGGAGGAGACUGAGGCUCAGAAACAUUUAGCAGCUUCUCCAAGAUCACAGAUUAAGAAAGCUGGGGUUGGUGUCCAAAUUCUACAUUCUCCAGAGUUGUAGUAGCUGCUACUUGGUGAGGGCCUACUGUGUUUCAGAUGGCCUGCUAGGGACCUUAUGUGCCCUGCAUGGGCAUCCAUCACGUCCUGAUGUGGGACAUGGGUACUCUUGACUGAAGCUCAGAGAGACCAUCAACAUGUCCAAGGCUUCAGGGAGUGGGUGACUGAGUCUGAGAUCCCUGGGGAUAGUAGUUGUGAUAGUGGUUGUCAUUUACUAAGCACCUACUGUGUGUCAGUUCCUUUCACACUCUGUCAUUUAAUUUAAACAAUAACCCUAUGAGAUGGGUGUGCACUAUUUUUUGCA
Molecule: messenger RNA, 3690 nt
Organism: Nyctereutes procyonoides (raccoon dog)
Lineage: Eukaryota; Metazoa; Chordata; Mammalia; Carnivora; Canidae
Gene: FGF18
Product: fibroblast growth factor 18
Exons: 5
Coding region: 553-1176 (207 amino acids)
Biological process (GO): positive regulation of protein phosphorylation; animal organ morphogenesis; fibroblast growth factor receptor signaling pathway
Cellular component (GO): cytoplasm
Molecular function (GO): type 1 fibroblast growth factor receptor binding; type 2 fibroblast growth factor receptor binding; growth factor activity
Source: RefSeq, a predicted model, not a curated record